AUGCUCGUGGGGUGCCAGCAGAGCCCGGUGGUGGCGGGGAGCGCCACGCUGGCCGUCUUUGGGGCUCUGGUCCUGUACUUCGCGGAGCCCUCCGAAUAUGGGAAGCACCGCAGCAGCCAGGCGUCCGGAGGGACCUGCCUGCCCGCCUGUGUCGCCUGGUUCCUGCAGGAACUGCCCUCCUUCGCCGUGCCCGCAGCCGUCCUCGCCCGGCAGCCGGCCUCUCUUUUCGGAGAGCCGGAGACCGUGCUCCUGGGCCUCUUCUGCGCACAUUACUUCCACAGGACAUUUAUUUACUCCUUGCUCACUAGAGGGAGACCUUACCCAGCUGCUAUUGCUUUCAAAGGAAUUCUCUUCUGCAUUGGAAAUGGAUUCCUUCAAGCCUACUAUCUGAGUUACUGUGCAGAAUAUCCUGAAGAGUGGUACACGGACAUGCGGUUUAGCUUGGGUAUCUUCCUAUUUCUUUUGGGAAUGGGAAUCAAUAUUCACAGUGACUACAUAUUGCGUCAGCUCAGGAAGCCUGGAGAAAUCACCUACAGGAUUCCACAAGGUGGCUUGUUUACCUAUGUUUCUGGAGCCAAUUUCCUUGGUGAGAUCAUUGAAUGGAUGGGCUUUGCCUUAGCCACUUGGUCCCUUCCUGCACUCGCAUUUGCAUUUUUCUCACUUUGUUUCCUUGGGAUUCGAGCUUUUCAUCAUCAUAGGUUCUACCUCAAGAUGUUUGAGGACUACCCUAAAUCUAGGAAGGCCCUUAUUCCAUUUAUUUUUUGA
Messenger RNA from Perognathus longimembris pacificus (Pacific pocket mouse), 765 nucleotides. It is a transcript of the gene Srd5a2, whose product is annotated as steroid 5 alpha-reductase 2. Gene Ontology annotation, biological process: steroid biosynthetic process. Gene Ontology annotation, cellular component: membrane. The record is from RefSeq and is a predicted model, not a curated record. The transcript is spliced from 5 exons. Bases 1 to 765 code for a protein of 254 amino acids. Gene Ontology annotation, molecular function: 3-oxo-5-alpha-steroid 4-dehydrogenase activity. NCBI's taxonomy places the organism in Eukaryota, Metazoa, Chordata, Mammalia, Rodentia, Heteromyidae.